UAAACCUAACUGAUCAACCAGUACUGAACUUUAAUUUUGGGCUACUGUAAUUUUCAAAUUCCACAUACAGACAUCUCAUUAUCUUGACCAACGUUGAAAGUGUAGUAUUGAUAUGAUGUUGUUGUUUUUUUACUUUUCUGUGUCAGAUUUAAACUUAUAAUCACACAGUUUUGCAUAUGAAAAGACAGAGCUAAUUUAAAUGCUGAACAUGAUCGUGAGCAAUUGUGCCAAUGAAGUGCACAUGAGGACUUUCUGAUUUGUUUCCCAACCACUGACAACCUCAUGAGGCUUGUGAACCUCAUAUCUUUUUAUUUUACAUGUAAUUGCACUUGUCCAGCACGAAAAGAUUUUCAGUUUCACAUCAGUUUCUCCUUUGAGCAAAUCAAGAGGCUUGAUCCUGCAUAACCUGGAGCCACACUACCAGGACAUCUGAGAGUAUGGACUUUCCUGAUGAGAGGGGAGAUUAUGAACUUGAGAACAGUGUUCAGAAGUCUAUGGCACAAGUGCAGACAGACAGUGAAGAAGAUGCCUCUGUAGGAAAGAAAAACACAGAAGAGGAGUUUGCUGGCACACCUCUCGCUCAAGCUCAUUCACUUUGGACCAGUGAUGUUAAAGGCUCAGUGAGACUGAGAAUAGAAGAAGGAUGUUCAGAGGAGCCUGUCACAGUUCACCAAAUGUUCAAAGCCUCGGUCGAAAGAUACGGUAACAUGUACGCACUUGCGAGCAAGAAGGACAACAAAUGGGAAAAGAUAACGUUCCUAGAGUAUUAUCAGUUCUGCCGGAGAGCAGCAAAGAGCUUUAUCAAGCUUGGUUUAGAGCGAUUCCAUGGAGUGGCAAUACUAGGAUUCAAUUCAGCAGAAUGGUUCUUCUCUGCGGUCGGUGCCAUCAUGGCAGGGGGGACAAUGACAGGAAUUUAUGCCACAAACUCACCAGAAGCUUGUCAGUAUGUGGCCAGUGACGCCAAAGCCAACAUUAUUGUGGUGGAAAACCAAAAGCAACUGGAUAAAAUCUUGCAGAUACGUGACAGACUGCCCCAUUUGAAAGCCAUAGUGCAGUACAGUGGACAGCCCCUGCAGACGGUCUCCAAUCUUUACUCUUGGGAGGAGUUCAUGGAGCUGGGUCUGGAUGUUUCUGAGAAAGAGCUGGAUGACAUCAUCGGCAGCCAGAGAGCCAACCAAUGCUGUGUCCUGAUCUACACCUCUGGCACCACCGGCAAGCCGAAAGGAGUCAUGCUCAGUCAUGACAAUAUCACAUGGACCGCCAAUUAUGCCAGCAAGGCCGGGGACGUGCAGCCGGCCGACACUAAACAGGAGUCACUAGUGAGCUACCUGCCUCUCAGCCACAUCGCUGCUCAGAUCUAUGAUCUAUGGAAGGGCAUCCAGUGGGGUGAACUGGUGUACUUUGCACAGCCAGAUGCCUUAAAGGGCAGCCUGAUAACGACUUUGCGAGAAGUUUGUCCCACAUCCCACAUGGGUGUCCCGCGGGUGUGGGAGAAAAUCAUGGAGAAGAUAAAACAGGCAAUCAGUGAGUGUGGAUAUGUGAAAAAGAAACUGGUGACAUGGGCGAUGUCAGUCAGUCUGGAUGCCAAUCAAAAGUGUACGCAAAAGGAUGAUGAGAAACCGUUCCUCUUUACCCUGGCUGACAGCCUGGUGCUGCAGAGGCUUCGGGCUGAGCUGGGCCUGUCUUGCUGUGAGAAGUUCUUCUCUGGAGCCGCACCUAUCGGCAGUGAAACGGUGCAGUUUUUCCUCGGCCUGAAUAUCCGGUUGUAUGAGGCAUAUGGCAUGAGUGAGAGCACAGGACCUCACUUUAUGUCAAGUCCCAAAGCUUACAAACUACCAAGCUGUGGUAAGGUGGUGCCUGGUUGUCACUACAAAAUGGCCAACGUAGACUCCGAGGGCAUUGGCGAAAUUUGCUUUUGGGGACGUAACAUUUUCAUGGGUUUCCUCAACAUGGAAGACAAAACAAGAGAAGCUUUGGAUGAAGACGGAUGGCUCCAUUCUGGAGACCUGGGGAGGAUAGACGAAGAGGGUUUCUUGUUCAUCACAGGGCGAAUAAAAGAGCUCAUCAUCACAGCUGGAGGGGAGAAUGUCCCCCCUGUUCCCAUCGAGGAGGCAGUGAAGAAGGAGGUACCGAUCAUCAGCAAUGCCAUGCUCAUAGGGGACAAGAGGAAGUUCUUGUCAAUGCUUUUAACACUGAAGUGUUGCAGCGAUAAAGAGACUACGGAGCCAACAGAGGAGCUGAGUUCGGAGGCCGUGGAGUUUUGCCGACAGCUGGGCAGCCAAGCAACCAAGGUGUCUGACAUCACUGAGGGAAAAGACAAAGACGUGCAUCAGGCCAUUCAAGAGGGAAUCAACAGAGUCAACGCUGCGGCCACCUCUAAUGCCCAACGCAUACAGAAGUGGACGAUUCUAGAAAAAGACUUCACUGUUUCCGGAGGAGAGCUGGGUCCCACGAUGAAGCUUCGUCGCCCUGUUGUGUUGGAGAUGUACCACAAGGUCAUAGAGAGCCUCUAUCAGCAGUAGUGUCAUGUUCCCGGAGGAAUGACUGUGUCGCUGUUAGUAUGAAGAUCACGUGUCACUUGCACAUCUCAUCAUUCUUGUUGACGCACAUGGAAUUUAAUUAUAUCUGUGUCUCGUGUCAGAGUGCAUAAAUAAUACAGGAACCAUAUUUAAUUUUAUAUAUUUAAGAGGAAAACAAGAUUAAGUUUUAAAUAGUGAAUAAUAUUGAGAAAGCCACCAUUUUGAUGCAUCAUCUCAUCGACUUAAAUAUUUGUUUUAAUUCAUAUUUGUCUCCGGUCAACAAGUUAUUUUCACUGCUAUGAAAUCAUACCAACAUCUUACCCAGUAUUUUGUGUGAAUGUUUCAUGUGGUUUAAACC
Molecule: messenger RNA, 2877 nt
Organism: Epinephelus moara (kelp grouper)
Lineage: Eukaryota; Metazoa; Chordata; Actinopteri; Perciformes; Serranidae
Gene: acsbg1
Product: acyl-CoA synthetase bubblegum family member 1
Exons: 14
Coding region: 438-2522 (694 amino acids)
Cellular component (GO): endoplasmic reticulum; membrane
Molecular function (GO): long-chain fatty acid-CoA ligase activity
Source: RefSeq, a predicted model, not a curated record